Amaranthus tricolor (Joseph's coat) is the source of this 1124-nucleotide messenger RNA. RefSeq names its product acid phosphatase 1-like. The record is from RefSeq and is a predicted model, not a curated record. The transcript is spliced from 3 exons. The coding region runs from base 167 to 952 and encodes 261 amino acids. Gene Ontology annotation, molecular function: acid phosphatase activity. Lineage: Eukaryota; Viridiplantae; Streptophyta; Magnoliopsida; Caryophyllales; Amaranthaceae.
GGACAAUAGGAAUGGAAAUUCCAUUUAGCGUAAACUUGGAUUAUUGUCGGUGGAUAACAAUAUUUUGGGAAAACAUUCAUUAUAUUACUCAGUAAAACCAAUCAUUUUAAGUUAUAAACAUUGAUUAUCCCCAAUUCAGAUCUAAACAACCAAUCAUUUUCCAGGAAUGCAUCUCUACCAAAACCACCGCACGUUCUCCCUUUUCCUCUUUUUCUCUCUCCUCUCUGUAACCACCUCCUACUCUCUCUUCCCAAAAAACCACCUCCUCCUUCCUCCCACCCGCAAACUCGGCGGAGAUGAGUCACUCUUCUGCGAAAGUUGGCGCUUUGCUGUUGAAACAAACAACGUCAUUGGUUGGUCUACCAUUCCUUCACAAUGUUUUGACUUUGUGAAGAACUACAUCAAUGGCGAUCGUUAUUUCUCGGACUCUCUAAUCGUCGCUGAAAACUCCUUGGAAUUUGCUAAAUCUGUUAAUAUUACUGGAGAUGGUAAAGAUGCCUGGAUUUUCGAUGUUGAUGAAACUCUUCUCUUCAAUUUGCAUUAUUAUGAGACUCAUAACUAUGGAUCUGAGGCCUUUGAUGAAGAAGCUUUUGAUGCUUGGAUGCUGCAAGCUGAGGCAUCCGCCUUACCAGCAAGUUUGAGUUUGUACAAAGAGCUUCAGCGGCUCGGGUUUACAAUAUUCAUCUUGACAGGUAGGAGUGAACCUUAUAGGACUGCCACUGAAGCAAAUCUACGGUCUGCUGGCUACGAUAACUGGGAAAGAUUGCUUUUAAGAGGGCCUGGUGAUAAACACAAAUUAGCUAUCGAGUACAAAUCUGAGAAGAGACUGGAGUUAGUAGACGAGGGUUACAGAAUUCGCGGUAACUCAGGAGAUCAAUGGAGUGAUUUGCUGGGGUAUGCCAUCGCCCAAAGAUCAUUCAAACUCCCUAACCCUAUGUAUUAUAUUGCAUGAUUUAUUGACUUCGCACGCAUUCCUGCAGCUUGUAUAUACAAUUGGAAAAACUGAAUAAUUUGAGACUUGUUAUUCAUUGUAACGAAGUUUCAACUUUGAUCAUGACUUAUUAUUUGCACUUUUCUGUGUUGAAUUCCAUUUUUAGAUGCUUCAAGUAUAUAUGGCUUUCAUA